This is a messenger RNA of Peromyscus leucopus (white-footed mouse), 3141 nucleotides long. RefSeq names its product protein FAM104A. The coding region runs from base 2015 to 2353 and encodes 112 amino acids. Lineage: Eukaryota; Metazoa; Chordata; Mammalia; Rodentia; Cricetidae. The record is from RefSeq and is a predicted model, not a curated record. The transcript is spliced from 3 exons.
AUUUUUAUAUACUCUGUGAAAAUGACUUUAAGAUUUCAUAUGUGAUAUUGGUUUUAAAAGGAACAUAUUGUGGCAUGGGAGUAUGUCUCAGCGGUACUGAGCUUUCAUAGCAAGUGGGCAAGUAAAUCCAAUUACACAAAAAAGAACCAAAACAACAAACAAACAAUAAAUAAAUAAGCACUAAACCAAUCCAAACAUUUCUUGAGGCACAUUCUGUCAGCCAUGCACCCCAAACAUUUCCAUAUGCAGAUUUAUAAUCUGAGAAAGAUCAUAGUCACAGACGGCCUACCCUACAUAAACUGUCAUUGUGGUUCAGUUCUAGAGUUGGUCCAUCUUAGGAUUCUCCCCGGUGUCUAUCAGUUAAAGAAACAGGGUAACGUGUAUCACUUUCCUCCCAUUCACAUCCCAGUACCUUGAGCUAGCUAUUUCUGAGUGAUCCUGCCAUACUGAAAUUGCAGAGGACAGAACAUAUCUUCCUUUGUGGGAACCACUGGUCAUGUUAUAAGACAGGACCCAAUCCUAACCAUAUAUUGUGGUGUCUUGUUGCAGCAGAAGCUUUCGGGCUUUGAUUCUCAGAAGCUUAUAUGUAUAGUCUUAGCCAUAUAAGACCACAAACUCUGGAGACACAAAUUUUAAGGGGUGGGGUGGGGACACAAAAUUUCCUUACAUCUUCAAAAUGGCAGACAGUUCUGCAACAAAGUGUUAAAACCUGUGAUACUAGAUAAUUAAAUUGAGGAAAAAGUACCUUGUGCUAUUUGGAAAAGAUAUGAUGCACACAAUCACAUGAAGAAGGAGGACCCAACUCUGUAGAGAGGUGUUCAAUGGUGGAUGUGGAUAGGGCACAAGAAGGUAGCAAAGAUACACUACCUUGGAAAAAAGUUUUGUUGUUUGUUUUUUUUAUAUCAUUUGAUUAGUUUAUCCCCAGCUAACAGCUUACCAGUGUUGCAGACCUAAGCAUAGGGGUUACUUCUGGGUGCCUGGUAUUAAGGAUGGUUAAGUUUACUUAUUUUCUUACUUCCCUUUGUCACAUCCUUUGACACCAGGAGGAAAGCUUAGAGAGAUUGAAACCAGUAGAUUUCAAACUGUUUAAGUGUAAGAAACUUUGUUAGGGGAGGGGUGUAGAUGAAGAGAUUCUUCUCUUACACUCUCCUGCCUGGUUGCUGCUACCCUCAGCUUCUGGUUCUUUUUUCUUAAAGUUGAAGAAACAGCCUGCCCAGAGAACAAAUCGUUUUCCUUGUCAGGUUACUUCCCCCCCCUCCCCCCAGUAAAGCAGGAGAGGCUGAUGGAUCUUAGACUGGAAGGGGUGAUCUCUUGAGCCCUGGCCAAGGCCUGUCUUACCCUGCUCACAGUACUGUUUAACUCCCUCUCCCCUUUUGAGUAAAUAUGUGUUUUCCCCCCACCUUUGACUUCUCUGAGGAUUGAGUUAAAAUAAUUAAGAGCAGAGAGGUGCAAGCAGGAUAAGGUAGAACAUCACAGAAGGGCAUAGUCUUCUUUGCUGCCCAGGGCAUGACCAUGAGUAGGAGACUUUGGAGGGGAAGAGAAGGGUCCCCAAGAGGAAAGAAAGGCUCUUUGCUGCCCAGGGCAUGACCAUGAGUAGGAGACUUUGGAGGGGAAGAGAAGGGUCCCCAAGAGGAAAGAAAGGCUCCAUUGGCUGCCUGCUAUGUGUCAUGGGGCCUUGAGGUAGGGAGUUAGGAUUAGAGGGGAUGAGUGCUGCAAGGAAGACAGUGAGGGCAGCCACUUGAGAAGCAGGAUCAAAGGCUGGGAGGAGUGGGAGGAGUGUGUCCAGGGACUGGCAGCCAUCUCACGUGGUGCUGCGUGGUGCGCAGGGCAAGAGGGCCUCCUUAUCAGCGGUCCCAUUCUACAUCAGCGAUUGCAUUCCUUGGUCAGCAGAGAACUACAGCACUGGAGGGAAGUGCAGGCCUGCCUCAGGACAGAGCUGCCAAGGCCUCUCGGGAGGACACUUGUGCUCAGGCUGCAGUUCACCACCACUACUACAAGGAGCAGCAUCUUUGCAAUGUGGAAAAGGAGAAGAGAUGACAAGGAGGAAGACACCCACCUUCCCCGUCAUUCGAAGAGGAAUAAGAAGGACCAGGCCUUCCAGGACCCGCGUGCUAUAGAGUCGUCAAGCAGUGAUAAUGAAAGGAUCCACAGCAGCAUCAAUAACCCCAACAGAGAAAGUGUACCAGAGAGCAGCUUAAACCAGAACAUUGCCGAACUUAACUCCAAUAUCCCCGAGUUCUCCCACGAGGACUAUGCAUUGUUCCAAGGUCAUGAUCCUUACUCCCACAUUAACCAGAUCUUGAAGGAGGCUCACUUCUACAGCCUACAGCAGAGAGGACAAUCUCCGACAUGAUCACCUAGGCGUCCUCCUCCCUUGUUUAUAAAAAGCAAUGGCAUUCACAUAAAGCAGUCUUGGCUUUUGUCUGUAUUUUCAGUAAGAGGUCAAUGGGCAUUUGUAAUCUUUUGCUGUUUUGCUCCACCACUGCGAUUUCAAAUGGUCCUUCAUGACAGUUUAAUAUGUUUUCUGUCAAGUCUGGUGUCCAGUUCAUGUUAAAAUAGCAACAUGAGGACUUCUCCUGAUACUGAAUGACUUAUAUGUCCAAUUCGGGUUGGGUUCCAAGUCACUCAUAUAGGGUCUCUAUGUUAAAUGUCGUUUUAAAAUGUGACUCCUUCUGAAAAGCUAAGUGGCCCAAAAAUGAAUGGCUGGUUUUCAUUAAAACUUGAAAGAAGAAACAGCAACAAGAGACAAGCCAACACCAACCGGUGAUGAGCAUUGUGUAGGAGGGAGAAUGUGACUGGCUCUCAUUCUGAAAUGACUGACAGGGCCGCUCCUCAGAAGGGAGAUGUUCUACAGAAAUCAAUCUCUACUUACAAUGGUGCCAAUGUCAGCCAUGCAGUUGUACAUGUGAAGCCUGUGUCUAGUAACUGCACUCGUUGUAUUCCAAGGGAGAAGCCUUCUUCCUUUAAUGCUCCUGUGUGUGCCCUUCAUACCUUGUGCAAAGCACUUGUAAUUCUGUCAGAGAAGUGCAUAGCAAUGCCGUGGCUUAAGUGCAAAAUCUACUUGUGAACCACUUAUGUAUUGUUCCUUACAGUUCCAUCUAUUAUGUCUAAUGUUGAUAAAGUCUAAGCUACUGGACAUGA